UCCAAGUGUUUCCACGUAGAGCGAGAAGAGGGCGGUGAUUAUGGGCGAUGUCCAAGAGCAGGAGAACCUGGGCGCCUGGCUGGUGGCGGCCAACACAAUUCGCGUGGAGCCGUUUAAGCUGCCCCCGACUGGCAGCGAUGAAGUUAAGGUCCAGAUGAAGGCGGUCGGUAUCUGUGGCAGCGAUGUCCACUACUACCGGCACCUCCGUUGCGCGGAUUUCGUGGUGACAGAGCCGAUGGUGAUCGGGCACGAGUGCGCGGGGCUGGUUGUGGAGGUGGGCAGCAAUGUGAAGCAUCUCAAGGUUGGGGACCGCGUGGCGCUGGAGCCCGGCGUCUCGUGUAGCCACUGCACACACUGCAAGACCGGCUCCUACAACCUCUGCCCCGAGAUGAAGUUCUUCGCCACGCCCCCCAUCCAUGGAUCGCUCGCAAACUACGUGGUCCAUCCGGCGGAGCUGUGCUUCAAGCUGCCGGAUGGCGUGUCCGUGGAGGAGGGCGCUAUGUGUGAGCCGCUGAGCGUGGGUGUCCACGGGUGCCGGAGGGCGGGCAUCGUCCCAGGCGUCCGGCUCCUCGUGCUGGGUGCCGGACCCAUCGGCCUGGUGACAAUGCUGGCGGCCAGAGCCUUCGGCGCCACACGGAUCGUGGUCACGGACGUGGACGCGUCUCGCCUGGCGGUGGCUGCGCAGCUGGGAGCGCCGGACGUGAUCACGGUGCUGGUGUCGACCAAGACCGAGGACGUGGAGGCGGAGGUGCGCGAGAUCCAGGGCGUGGCCGGGGGAGAGGUGGACGUGGCCAUGGACUGCGUGGGGGUGGGCAAGACGAUGCUGACGGCGCUGCGAGCGAGCAAGGCGGGGGGCAAGGUGUGCCUCAUCGGCAUGGGGCACACCGAGAUGACGCUGCCGCUCACGGGCGCGGCGGCGGCGCGAGAGGUGGACGUGGUGGGCGUUUUUCGUUACCGCAACACGUACCCGCUGUGCAUCCAGCUGCUCGAGUCGAAGCGCAUCGAUGUCAAGCCGCUCAUCACGCACCGCUUUGGAUUCUCGCAGCAGGAGGUUGUGGAGGCGUUUGAGACGAGUGCCAAAGGUGGCAGCGCCAUCAAGGUCAUGUUCAACCUCUAGAUCCUCGUAUUACAUCUAUGGUUCUAUGGUUCUAUCGUUCCCUUGUGAAACGAAUUGGCAUUGUCCGCGCUA
Molecule: messenger RNA, 1189 nt
Organism: Selaginella moellendorffii
Lineage: Eukaryota; Viridiplantae; Streptophyta; Lycopodiopsida; Selaginellales; Selaginellaceae
Product: sorbitol dehydrogenase
Exons: 3
Coding region: 41-1117 (358 amino acids)
Molecular function (GO): oxidoreductase activity, acting on the CH-OH group of donors, NAD or NADP as acceptor; zinc ion binding
Source: RefSeq, a predicted model, not a curated record